UGGGCACCUGCCGCGCCGCUGUCCCGCCUCCAGAUGGGGAAGGACCAGGGCUUCUCCAGGCACUUUCGGAUCUUCAUCCCCAAGAAGCACCGAGCCCGCUUCGACGAAGUGGUGUCCCAGGGCCUGCUGGGGAAGCUAUGCCGGGCGCGCAGGGCGCAGGGCGCGCAGCGGUUGCGCAGAAGCCGCAGCGAGGAGCGGCCGGAGCGGCUGCUGGUGUCCACGCGCGCGAGCGCCCCGCCGCGCCGCCCCGACGAGCCGCCCCCACGAAAGGCCACCUCUCUGUUGAGCGGCCGCGCCAGCCAGGGGGGCACACGCAGAACGGUCCGCGUCUACAAGGGCAGCAAGAGCUUUGGCUUCACGCUGCGAGGCCACGGGCCCGUCUGGAUCGAAUCUGUCCUGCCUGGGAGCCCGGCCGAUAAUGCUUCCCUCAAAUCUGGGGACCGGAUCCUCUUCCUCAACGGACUGGACAUGAGGAACUGCUCCCACGACAAGGUGGUGUCCAUGCUGCAGGGCAGUGGCGCCAUGCCCACCCUGGUGGUGGAGGAGGGCCUCACCCCGUUCACCAGUGACUCAGACUCGCUGGACUCCCCCCGCCCGUCCUCAGCUCUGACGUCCCUGCAGUGGGUGGCGGACAUCCUGCCUUCCAGCAUCCGAGUCCAGGGGAGGACCUUCAGCCAGCAGCUGGAACACCUGCUUACGCCCCCCGAGCGCUACGGGGUCUGCCGGGCCCUCGAGAGCUUCUUCCAGCACAGGAACAUUGACACCCUGAUUGUGGACGUCUAUCCCGUCCUGGACACCCCCGUCAAGCAGGUCCUCUGGCAGUUCGUCUACCAGCUGCUGACGUACGAAGAGCAGGAGCUGUGUCAGGAGAAGAUGGCCUGCUUCCUGGGUUACACAGCCAUGACAGAGCCUGAGCCGGAGCUGACCCCCGAGCCGACCCCUGAGCCGACCCCUGAGCCCCAGCCUCGCAGCUCCCUGAGGGCUGCCUCCGUGUGCCGUCGCAGCCUCCGGGCUCCGGGCCUGGACACCACCCUGGGCUGCGGUGAGAACCGAGAGCAGGCCGGCAGGGCAGAACGGGAGUCUGCCCAUGGGACCUACUUUUCUCACCUGCACAGUGGGCAUGGACCUGGCGAGUGUCCUGAGAUGUCACUUCCUCUGGUCCCAGGCGAGCGCCAGGCAGGGGAUGGCACGUCCCUCCCUGAGACCCCCAACCCCAAGAUGAUGUCUGCUGUCUACGCGGAACUCGAAUCCCGACUGAAUAGCAGCUUCAAAGGGAAGCGGGGGACCCUGUCCAGAUCCCGGGCCUCCCCGCCAGUGCCCAGCCCAGCAGGCAAUGCAGGGCCCAGGACCCUGUCCGGCGUCUCCUGGCCCAGCGAGCAGCUGCUGCCCUCUCCCUGCUACUACCCACUGUGCCCGGGGGGCCUGGCCUCCCCCAGCAGCUCCGAGUCCCACCCCUACGCCAGCCUGGACAGCAGCAGGGCGCCCUCCCCACAGCCAGGCCCAGGGCCCACCCGCCCCGACAGCCCCCCCAGCCCGGACCCUGCCCGCCCGCCCAGCCGCAGGAAGCUCUUCGCUCUCUCCCGGCCUGUGCGGAGCCGAGACACUGACCGCUUCCUGGAUGUGCUGAGUGAGCAACUGGGUCCCCGGGUCGGCACCCUGGAUGACUUCCUGAGCCCUGAGAACGAUUAUGAGGAGAUGAGUUUCCACGAUGACCAGGGCAGCUUCCUGACCAAUGAACGGAGCAGCGCCAGCGAGUGCGUCAGCAGCAGCGAGGAAGGCAGCUCCCUGACCUACUCCUCCAUCUCUGACCACAUCCCCCCACCCCCACUCAGCCCCCCACCGCCACCUCCCCUGCCCUUCCAUGACCCCAAGCCCAGCUCUCGCACUCCUGAUGGUCCCCGGGGCCCUGCUCAUAUGCCAACCAAGCCCCUCACCCAACUCAGCCAUCCAGCCCCUCCUCCGCCCCCACCCCCCCUGCCCCCACCUGUGCCCUGUGUGCCCCCCAUGCUGUCCCGAGGCCUGGGCCACCGCCGCAGUGAGACCAGCCACAUGAGUGUGAAACGUCUGAGGUGGGAGCAGGUGGAGAACUCAGAAGGCACCAUCUGGGGUCAGCUCGGGGAAGACUCUGACUAUGAUAAGCUGAAUGACAUGGUGAAAUACCUCGACUUAGAGCUCCACUUCGGCACCCAGAAGCCUGCCAAGCCAGCGCCUGGACCUGAGCCCUUCAGGAAGAAGGAGGUGGUGGAGAUCCUGUCCCACAAGAAGGCCUACAAUACCUCCAUCCUGCUGGCGCACCUGAAGCUGAGCCCCGCCGAGCUGCUUAACACUAAACAAGGAAAGCUUGGAGGCCACUGCUUCUGGACCAAGGCAGCAGGUGCCCCUCCUAUGUUGUCCGUCCCCGAGUACAAGACCCGCCUGCGCAGCCUCCACUUCCAGGCCACCCUGCAGGAGAAGACGGAGGAGAUCCGAGGCAGCCUGGAAUGCCUGCGCCAGGCGUCCCUGGAGCUCAAGAACAGCCGCAAGCUCGCCAAGAUCCUGGAGUUCGUGUUAGCCAUGGGCAACUAUCUCAACGACGGGCAGCCCAGGGCGAACAAGACCACCGGCUUCAAGAUCAACUUCCUGACAGAGCUCAACUCCACCAAGACAGUGGACGGGAAGUCCACCUUCCUGCACAUCCUGGCCAAGUCAUUGAGCGAGCACUUCCCAGAACUCCUGGGCUUUGCUCAGGACCUGCCCACCGUGCCCCUCGCUGCCAAAGUGAACCAGCGGGUCCUGACCAGCGACCUCGCUGACCUCCAUGGCACAGUGCGGGAGAUACAGGCUGCCUGCCAGAGCAUGGCUCACUCCAGUGAUGACAAGUUCCCCGUGGUCAUGGCGGUAUCCUCCCCCAGAGCAGACCCUGGCUUCCAGCAGAGGUGCUGGGCACAGCGCUCCUGGGUCCAGCUGGCCAUGGAGAAGCCAGUGUUUGCUGCGCAUAUGUGCAGAGUAGAACUGUCCUGCAUCAGUAUGCAGAUGCAGGGUCACGUCUGUGACUUUGACCUGUGUGUCUCCCUGCAGCCCCGACGGAAGCCACAGGCACACUUGAGAGGCCUGGCAGGCCAGCCAAUCAGAGGCAGCCAAGGAAGGGGUCAGUCUCCAGGGAGACCCCAGCAGGUCCUGUUAGGCGACGAAGCAGACCCCAGAGCGCUCUGUGACCUGCAGACCGGGGAGGGCUCCCGUAGCUCUGGGAUGGUGUCGCCUCUGGCCUGGUGACGGCAGCCCACACGUGCCGAGGACACGUGGCCACACAGGUGCUCCCGUCCCAACCACCCAGGGAUGAGCCACCUGCAUCUCCAGCUACCUCGGCGCACAAGCCUGGCCCGCCACCAUGUGGGUCUGGCUGGGACCCCUUGGGCUCCAGCCCACGCCCAGUCCCCACUGCACCCGGCAGGCAGCAGUGCUCACCCAGGCUCCUGCUGCACACCUCUCCCUGCCUCCCUGGCUACAGUGCCCACGCAGGACAGGGGUCCCUCUGGGCUGGCUGCAACCACAUGGACCUUGAAGUGGCUGCCGGCCUGGGCUGCUGGCCCUCUGGGUCUCUCCAAAAGACUGCUGAUGUUCGUUGGCCAGGACAGCCCUCUCGGGCCCAGAGCCCAAGGAAGAAAAGGCCCGGGAGGCUCUGCACCAGGGGAUACGAAGGCCUGAAGCUCCCUGUGCAUUUGGGCAGGAAGAGAAAUGUCCUCCAGGCCAGACUGCAGAUGUGAGAUCUGAAUCCAGUUGAGAGGUGGCCAGCCUGGCGGCUGGGAGCAUCGGGCAGGUUCACCCUGGGGUGGCGGCGAGAACAGGAAGGGGGUUAGGCUGUCAAUAAACAGCGUUUGGUGGCCUGUU
This is a messenger RNA of Echinops telfairi (small Madagascar hedgehog), 3867 nucleotides long. RefSeq names its product Grid2 interacting protein (gene GRID2IP). Gene Ontology annotation, molecular function: protein binding. The transcript is spliced from 21 exons. The coding region runs from base 34 to 3252 and encodes 1072 amino acids. NCBI's taxonomy places the organism in Eukaryota, Metazoa, Chordata, Mammalia, Afrosoricida, Tenrecidae. The record is from RefSeq and is a predicted model, not a curated record.